AAUGAAAUAUUUCACCCUCGGAUCGACACUGAACACGGCAGAGAAUGAAUACGAUCUGUGGAUGUGAUUGGCAGACUCUCUGAGUUCAGGUCAAAGUGCAGAGCCGAAAGUCUGAUCCGCUGCAGUAUUUGAGGGUUCUGUGGAGAUGAUGGAGCGGAUCCUGAGCGUCUGUGAGGAGCUGAAAUGCAGCCCGACGUCUCCAACACUGGCUGAACAUCUGGACCAGCGGGACCACCUGAGACACCUGAGAGAACUCUUCAUCAUCCCCAAAACAUCACAGCUGUCCAAGGUGGAUCUCUCACUUGUGGACGGCUCUGAAGACUGUAUUUAUUUUGCUGGGAAUUCACUGGGCCUUCAGCCCAAAAACACCAAACAAUACAUUGAUGAAGAACUGGAGAAAUGGGCCAAAACAGGCGUCCAUGGCCACACGGAGGGGUCGCGACCUUGGGCCUGGGCUGAGGAAACCCUGGAGGAGAUGAUGGCCAAGAUUGUGGGGGCUAAGACUGAAGAAGUGGCUCUGAUGAAUGGACUGACCGUCAAUCUGCACCUUCUGAUGCUCUCCUUCUAUAAACCGACUCCAAAACGCCAUAAGAUUCUCCUGGAGGACAAAGCCUUUCCGUCAGAUCAUUACGCCAUCGAGUCUCAGAUCCGUCUGCGAGGACUGAACGUGUCUGACAGUAUGUUGAUCAUCAAACCCAGACAGGACGAGGACACAAUUCAGACGGAGGACAUCGUUUCUCUGAUCGAGCGGGAGGGAGAAUCCAUCGCUCUGAUCCUGCUCAGCGGCGUACAGUAUUACAGCGGUCAACUCUUCGACAUGGAGACCAUCACUAAAGCGGGACACAACAAGGGGUGUUUUGUGGGGUUUGAUUGUGCGCAUGCUGUAGGAAACGCAGAGCUGCGACUUCACGACUGGAAUGUGGAUUUUGCAUGCUGGUGCACCUACAAGUAUAUGAACUCAGGGGCUGGUGGGCUGGCUGGUGCAUAUAUACAUGAGAGACACGCUCACACUAUCAAACCUGCACUGACGGGCUGGUGGGGACAUGACCUGAAGACCAGAUUCCUCAUGAAUAAUGAAAUGGAUCUUCAGCCGGGUGUUAAUGGAUUCCGUCUGUCCAAUCAGCCAAUCUUACUGGUGUGUCCUUUACAGGCCAGUCUAGAGAUUUUUAAUCAGACCACCAUGAAGGAUCUGAGGAGUAAGUCGGUGCUGCUGACGGGUUAUCUGGAGUUUCUGAUCCGCCAUUAUUACAGCAGAGAUCCAUCAGAUCCGAACAGACCCUCGGUGCACAUCAUCACCCCGUCGGACCCUCAGCAGAGAGGCUGCCAGCUGUCCCUGAGCUUCAGCAGUCCCAUCAGAGCUGUGUUUGAGGAGCUGGAGAAACGAGGAGUCGCGUGUGACAUGCGAGAGCCCAAUGUUCUGCGUGUGGCUCCGGUGCCGCUCUAUAACUCCUUCACAGACGUCCAUCGCUUCAUCACUGUUCUGGGAUCAGCGUUGAGCGCCAGCAGACAAUAAACACUGGCGACCGAUACAUUUCUACUGGUGCUGCAUAGAGUUUGAUGGAGUUUUACUGGCUGCUGCUGUAUAGAGCUCAUUAAAGGGACAGUUCACCCAAAACAAUGAA
Molecule: messenger RNA, 1622 nt
Organism: Danio aesculapii
Lineage: Eukaryota; Metazoa; Chordata; Actinopteri; Cypriniformes; Danionidae
Gene: kynu
Product: kynureninase
Exons: 14
Coding region: 146-1513 (455 amino acids)
Biological process (GO): NAD+ biosynthetic process
Cellular component (GO): cytoplasm
Molecular function (GO): pyridoxal phosphate binding; kynureninase activity
Source: RefSeq, a predicted model, not a curated record